CGAAGCAAGAGCCGGCACGCAGUCGCGGCGCCAGGCUCCCAAACUUCACUUCCGCGCACAAUCUCUCGCUCCAUCACGCAAACCCGCGCUGCGGAAUUGAUCAACCCCGACGGCAACAACCACGGACAGCAACAACAGGGGGCAUCAUUACAGUAUCGUGGGGGUGAAGGCAUCAUCGCGCAUUCACAGCUCUCCAUCGCCAUCGUCAUCGUCAUCGUCAGGGUGGAAGAAGUCUGUUGUUACUGGGUUCGUAGAAUCCGUCGAUUGCUUGUAUAACUCCCGCUGCCGCUACGCAUGACCCGCGCCGUGGGUCUUCGUUGUCAUGGGCUCUGAACAGGCAGGUUUAGGGAGCGUUGAGGUUUGCCAUCUCUGACGGCGAGGGUGGUGGUGGUGGUGGAGUUUGAUGAUGGUGGUCAUGGUUGUGUUCGUGACGUUGUGAAGGAAGGCGAUUGGUUGGGGAGUGAGGAGCAAGAAGGUGUGUGUGGGUGGGUGGGUGGGUGUUGAGAGUUGGGAGUUGAGAGAUUUGGAGGUCUGGGAGUGGGUACGGUUGUGGAGUAAGAUUGAAAUGGUCGCGUUGGGAGAGUUCUGAAGGUGGGUUGUUGAUAGUCUCGUGGCUGCUUAAGAGUUGUAAGGUUUUGAGUGGUUUGGUGUAGGGAUAGGAAGAGUGGGGGGAGAGGGGGUGAGGAGGAGAGAAAGAGGAGGUUUGGUGAGUGAUUUGGCGCGAUGGGUUUGGAAUUCAAGCCCUAUUUUACGUGGGAGGCGGAGGAGCACGAUCGCCAUGUGAAUAAGUGUGGCGAAGAGAAGCAGCAGCAGACGACGACGACGUUCGCGCCGGCGGACAGCGAGCAGAGCGAUGUCUCUGAGAGUUUGAGUGGGCAUAUUGUGGCGAGUCGUGGGAGUAGUGAGGCGGAGGCGGGCACUGACGGGGAAUCAGGGUUGGUGUUUGCGAAUGGGGUCGCAGCGGGUGCGGCUGUUCCUGCUUCGAGUCCGGGCACCGGGAUCAGGGAAUUGGUGGCGUCGCUGACAGCCAUGAACGCGGAGAAUCGCGAGUAUGCAGUAAUGGUGGCGUCGGAAGAGGACAAUGUGAACGAGUACAAGAGCUUUUUUUCGAUUGUGCUGGAUUACCCUCAGUUUCUGGGGCAGGGGGAGACGAAGGACAGCGCGCUUAGGCAGGCCAGCAGAUUUUUGCAUUACGCUUUCGGGUCGGCCAUUCUGAAAAACGAAGCGAUUCCUGCUCCCUCGGGUGGUGCCGAAUUGGAGGCAAAGAAGGCGAUCACGGAACGAGACUGGCUGAUGGCGAAACUGGAGAACUUCUCCAUGGAGCUUGUGCCUCUUCAAUUCCAGGCCGGCGUAGACUAUAUGGCACGUCCACCUGAAAGUGAUGACGAGAGCGAUCAUGAGGACGAAGAGUUAUUUGAGCUGGAGAAUAGGAUGAGCACACCCUAGGUGUGCUGUUGAGAGGAGACGGUUAAUUGAGGAAGGAGCCAGGAAGCAAUGGAGUUAGCAGGCAAGCGUGUAACAAAGUUUUGGGUGAAACUAUGAGAAUCCGUGUAGAUAGAAAACAAGGUCUGUUCUUGUGUCCACGUGUUGUGGUCCGAGAUUGCAAGGUCGCAUGACUUAAUAGUGACUGUACAGCAAUUGUGAUUGAUACACAUCUAGUGUUUACAGUUCAAUUUUCCCUUUCAGAUGUUGGUCACCUUCAGGAUUUGAUUGCUUGGAGGAUUGUGCUCUUCUGCUGAGCAUUCUUCUGCUACUGUUGUACCAAGGGAUUUUUGGUUUCUUACGGCAAACCCAGCCAAGGAGUGUUCUUGUGCACACCUCCACUUCAUAUGGGUACCCACCAGUUGUAGGAAACAUGUUUAUCAUUGCUUAGAACAGGUUAAUUGUUAGUAUUUUGAAAUAAGUUUUCUGCAUUUAUUCUAAACAAACCGUGCAUUGAAUAAGAACAUACCGUUCUUUUCAUUUUGGUUUCAUUAAGUAUUGUAGUUUUUUGUUGAGUUGACUGUAUUGUAGAUCGUCUCGACCAUUUUUUUCUUCAAGAAUGCAGUAUUUCUCUUUUUC
This is a messenger RNA of Physcomitrium patens, 2061 nucleotides long. RefSeq lists its product as uncharacterized. The record is from RefSeq and is a predicted model, not a curated record. NCBI's taxonomy places the organism in Eukaryota, Viridiplantae, Streptophyta, Bryopsida, Funariales, Funariaceae.